This is a messenger RNA of Oldenlandia corymbosa var. corymbosa, 2361 nucleotides long. The record is from the annotation of a GenBank genome assembly. NCBI's taxonomy places the organism in Eukaryota, Viridiplantae, Streptophyta, Magnoliopsida, Gentianales, Rubiaceae.
AUGGCAAGAGGAACGAAGAAAAAGAGUAAAGCAGCUGUCAAUGAACAUCACGAGCAGCCAGAAGACAAAAGGAAACUGCAGAUGAUUGAUUGCGUGAACAAUUUGGCGAAGGAUCAGGAAAGAAUAGAAAUGGAGAUUUCUGAGGAAGCAGAGAAGAAUGUGGCUCUGAGUAAAGGCAAGAUGCACAAGGAGAAAAGCCCUAGUGGGAAGAGUAGCUCAAGUGAAUCUGAAAUAGCAACUCAGGGAGAUGAAGUACUGAUACUAAAUCAAAAAGGAAUGAAGGUGGGUCUAGUAAACAUGAAUAACAUCAUGAGCUGGAACAUUAGGGGACUUAACAGUCCCCUGAAACAUAGAGAGGUUACUUCAUACCUCUCUAUGAAUAAAGUUGGGUUUGCAUGGAUAUUAGAAACAAAACUAAUAGGCGAAAAAGCUAAAGAGAUAGUGAUGAAGAAGUGGCAUCAAUAUGAAUACUAUGGUAAUCAUGAAGGGAAGAGCAAAGGAAGUAUAUUAGUAUUAUGGAGGAAAGAAGACUAUGAAGUUCAAAUACAGACUGUUAAUAAGCAGUAUAUUCAUUGCUGGGUGAAAAAUCUCAACACUAAGUGCUGGUUCUAUGUGACAGUGGUGUAUGCAGACUAUUUGGUUCAAGGGAGGAUUAAGCUGUGGGAGGAAUUGAAACAGGUUGCAGAUCACACAACUGAAGCAUGGUUAAUAAUGGGUGACUUUAAUUGUGUAACCAAUCCUGAAGAGAGAUUAGGAGGAAGGAAGCAAGUUGGUGACCAAAGUAUUAUGGCUAAAUUGGAUAGAAUUUUGGGGAAUGGAGAGUGGUUCAACCAGUUUAGUACAGCAUAUACCACAGUAAGUGCAGCAGGAAUCUCAAAUCAUAAUGCUUUGAUUGUUAGAUGGGGAGAUGAUCCAGUGAUUAGCAAGAAAUCGUUUAGAUUUUUUAACAUGUGGACUCAGAGCACAGAGUUUCAAUCCAUUGUUAAAGAAGUCUGGCAGAAGCAAAUCACAGGUACCACACAGUUUAGGGUUGUGAGUAAGCAAAAGUUGCUUAAAAAGCCACUGAGAGAUUUGAAUAGAAGGAAGUUUGAGAAUGUGGAGGUCAAAUAUCAAGAAUGUCAUAGCAAGUUGAUCAUGAUUCAGGACCAACUUAGCUUAGAUCCUGAGAAUGUUGCUAUGCAAAAAGAAGAGAAGCAAGCCAGAGAUGAUUGGCAUUGGAAGAAGAUCAACAAGAUCAAGGAGGUAUUUGCACUAGGAACCAUGAAUGGAAAGUGGCAGCAUAAUGGAGGGAAGAACUAUAAUGCCACCAGUGGUUACAGAUGGUUGAGAGGAGAUCAGCACAAAUUCCAACCUGCAAGGGUUGUCUGGACUUCAGUUGGACUUCCUAAGCACAAUUUCAUCAGUUGGAUGGCCUGCCAUGACAGACUGCUUACUGUGGAACGAUUGCAGAAGAUGACAAUCCAGGAUUUGUUGGUAUGCCACAAGCAAAAAAUGUAUAAGAAAGAUGAAGAAGAGAAUCAUUUGAUAGAGGAAGUGUUGUGUGCUCAAAUUGAUAUGAAUUUGGAGCAAAGUUCUUCAACAGUCAAGGGGGGAGAAAGUGUUUGUUUGGUAGGACAUGAUUACAAUGUGUGUCAAGAUGAAAAAGUUGAUCCAAUUGCUGGAAAAGAAGAAGAAAAAGAGAUGCGGGAAGAAAGAAAAGAAAUUGAACAAGAACAAGGAGGAGAAAAAGAGGAAGAAAAACGUUCGUGUUUGGCAUUGGGAAAACAAGAAAUUCAUACUAAUAAUAAUUGUGUGGAGAAUGAUGAAGGUGAGAAUUUUUUCAUGGCAAACAUUCUUGAUUUGGCGAGUCUUGAAAGAUUAGAUGCUUUGGCAACAGAAGAGCGAAAAAUUCAAAUUGGUGAUGAUGUUUGGGAGAAAGAUGAGAAUGGAGAAAUUCUUGAUGUGUUUGAUAAUCAAGAAAACAUUGAUGAUGUUGAGAUAUGUGAGUUGAAGGAAAAACAAGAUACCUGUGAGAGUGAACAUGUUGAUAAAGUUAAGAAUGCUUGUGAAAAGUUGUAUUUUGAAGAUAAAUGGGUGAACAUGGAUGAAUUCUUUGAAAAAGAUAAAACGCAAAUACAAUGCUUUAUGAAGUAUCAAGAGUGCCGUGUUACGACUUUGUUGAUUGAGGAAUGUAUCAACUUCAAGAUGGUAUUUCAUCUGAUUUACUCAGCUAUGGAGAUGUCAUCCGAAAUUGAAGAUCGAGAUGGCGUUGGAGAUUGUUUUAUGCAAGCUUGGUUUAAGGGGGCUUAUGUUGGAAAUAAACCAAGCUUAAAUAGAAAAUAUUAUUUUAGAGAUAAUUUGGUAAUUAUUUAUUUAGUUUAG